Messenger RNA from Vicia villosa (hairy vetch), 2053 nucleotides. Its product is annotated as chromatin-remodeling ATPase INO80-like. Bases 494 to 964 code for a protein of 156 amino acids. The record is from RefSeq and is a predicted model, not a curated record. The transcript is spliced from 6 exons. Gene Ontology annotation, molecular function: DNA binding. NCBI's taxonomy places the organism in Eukaryota, Viridiplantae, Streptophyta, Magnoliopsida, Fabales, Fabaceae.
UUUCACUGAUAACCCUAAAAAGUUCCUCCCAGACUUCAAAUACAGGUUUUCUUCUUCAUCGUUUCCUUCUCCCCCCCGCCCUUCAUUCCUUCACCGUCGCAACCCACUACUCAAACUCUUCCCACCCAGAAACCAAACCCUUCAAUUCCUUCACCGUCGCAACCCACUACUCAAACUCUUCCCACCCAGAAACCAAACCCUUCAAUUCCUUCACCGUCGCAACCCACUACUCAAACUCUUCCCACCCAGAAACCAAACCCUUCAAUUCCUUCACCGUCGCAACGAUCUUCUUCUUCAUCGCAACAAUCUUCUUCUUGACUGUAAACAAUCUUCUUCUUUUCUAUUUGAUUGCAAAUUUGGUGGGUACACAUUCAUCUAUAUAACAGGUUAGGUUCGAUAACAAUCGAGGUUCUUCCAUUAGGUUACAUAACCUGUUGAACCGGAGCCACCGUGACGGAGUUCAAAUGGUCACCAUCGUCAACUCCACUUGGUUAUGUAUGAACCUUCUAUUUUAGAAAUUGGGGAUGGGGUCACAUACAAAAUUCCUCCAGUUUAUGAUAAGCUGGCUACAUCGUUGAACCUUCUAAGUUUCUCGGAUAUCCAUGUGGAUGAAUUUUACUUGAAGGGUACCUGGGAUUUGGGGUUGUUGGCUGCAAUGAUGGCUUCGGACAAAAGGUUAGGAAAUUUAAACCGAGCUGGCAUGGGUGAACACCUAUCUCAAUAUGAAUCUCUUCAGGCACGGAUAAAGGCCAUGUCAGCUUCAAAUUUACCUCAAAAAUUCAGUCUGAAUGUGUCUGAUAUUGGUCUCAAUUCAUCCAUUCCAGAAGGGGCUGCUGGAAGCAUAAAGCGGUCUAUUUUGUCCGAGGGAGGUGUAUUGCAGGUUUAUUAUGUAAAGGUUUUGGAAAAGGUGACACUUACGAGAUCAUUGAGCAAAGCUUACCCAAGAAGCAAAAGGCCGAAGUGAGAAAAAGAGAGGAGAAAGAAGCUGUUGAAGCUUUGAGACGUGAACAGGAGCUUCGAGAAGCUAAGAGACAGCGGCAAAGGCUUAACUUUCUGAUACAACAAACUGAGCUCUACAGUCACUUUAUGCAGUUUUAAACAUGAGGUCUUGCUAUUUUUAAAUCCCUAUUAUGGUCGAUGCUCUAGUUUAUUAAGUUUCAAUGAUGAAGUCAUUCAAAAUGUGAAGUGAGUAAUUGAGUUUAAUUAUUAUUGGUACUGAGUUCUAACUAUAUCUUUUGAAUGUGUUUAAACAAAAAAAAUUCAGGACAUCACUCAACUGAAUUCCACUUUGUUUAGAGAUUAAGGUUUGGGAUAUGGUAAAGAGUUUAACUGAAUUCCGUGACAUAAAAAUUGGAUUCAUUUUCUACCAAUAUCUAAUAAAUAACAAAAUUGGAUUCAUUUACGAACCUCUCUCUUUUCUUUAUAUGCUUGUCUCUGCAUGGUGCUUGGCUCUGAAUCUACAGAUAAUUAUUUUCAUUUCAUUUGGGAUUGGAUAUGUUUGUUGUUUACAUUCUACUGACAGUUAUAAUAUUAUUCUAGAAGGUUUAUCCUUUCUUUCACUUGUAAUUGAUAGGGUUUAGAGGAAGGAUGGUAUGAUGGGGGAAGCAUUGCUUUUGCAGGUUUACUUGUUAUUGUAGUAACAGGUAGGACGUGCAUUGUCCCAGUGGGUCUAGGAGAUGGUGAUCAAUGCAUAGAAGAUGAUUUUAUUAAAUUUUGCCGAUGUUUUGAGUUCACCUGAAGAAGUAUUCUUUCGAGAUUUGUUGCACCCUUAGUUUUAAACUUUAUUCAUUUAUCUUGCAAAGUUAAGAAAUAUGUGAAUCUGUGUAUAUAUAUUUUGGAUUAAUUAAAAUGGUAUAUAAUGUAAUGGUAUAAUUAUAACGCCUUUUUUGUAUAUAAUCGAAAUCGCUUCUUUGUUGAAAUAAUAAGAUUACUGAAAUAAUGGGAUUACGAUUUGUAAAUUAUAGGUUUAUGGCAUAACAAUGGUAAAUUACAGGUUCAUGAAAUAAUGCUGUCAAAAAUGCAGGUUUAGAAAUUAUAAAAAUAAUAGGUUUAU